This is a messenger RNA of Myodes glareolus (Bank vole), 10571 nucleotides long. The record is from RefSeq and is a predicted model, not a curated record. Lineage: Eukaryota; Metazoa; Chordata; Mammalia; Rodentia; Cricetidae.
AGUUCCUCGGGGGGAGAAAGCUCCUGUGAGGAGGGCAGAAUGCGCAGGCCUACCCAGCUGAGACCCUUCCAUGCCCGGGCUUCGGUGGAUCCUGAAUUCCCCCUCGCCCCGCUGUCCAGUGACCCUGACUACUCCUCCAGCAGUGAGCAGUCCUGCGACACUGUCAUCUACAUCGGGCCCAACGGCACGGCCCUGUCUGACAAGGAGCUUACUGACAACGAGGGCCCCCCAGACUUUGUGCCCAUUGUGCCGGCCCUACAGAAGACUAGGGGUGACAGCCGCCCUGUGGAGGCAACAGAGGCUGCAACUAACAAGUCGGAAAGGGACUGUCUGAAGUGCAAUACCUUUGCUGAGCUGCAGGAAAGACUAGAUUGCAUUGACGGCAGUGAGGAGCCCAGCAAGUUUCCCUUCGAAGAGCUGCCCAUCCAGUUCGGGCCGGAGCAGGCAGGUAGAUGUGCUUCCUUAAGCCAAGCAGCAGGACCAGAUACACUCUCUGAGUCUGAUAGGGAAGAUAACGGCUCAGACAAUGGCCAGCUGCCCACCGACAGGGAAAGCACAGAGCUUCCAGCCUCCAAGGUGCAGCAGAGACGGUCCCCUGUGCCCACUGUGACAAGGAGCGGCAGCCCUAGUCCCGCCUCACCUCGGAGCAUCCCGGGCAGCAGUAGCCAGCACAGUACCUCCCAGCUCACACAGAGCCCCAGUCUCCAGAGCAGCCGGGAGAGUCUGAACUCAUGUGGCUUUGUGGAGGGCAAGCCCAGACCCAUGGGCUCCCCACGGCUAGGUGUUGCCAGUUUGUCCAAGACCUCAGAGUACAAACCCCCCAGCUCUCCCUCCCAGAGAUGCAAAGUUUACACCCAGAAGGGGGUCCUGCCUUCCUCAGCCCCACCACCUUCCCUGAGCAAAGACUCUGGCAUGGCCUCCAGCGAGUCCUUGCUUCAGCCUGACGUCCGUACUCCCCCGGUUGGAAUGAGUCCCCAGGUUUUGAAGAAAUCCAUGUCUUCUGGGAGUGAAGGAUUUUCUGGAACCCUGGUUGAAGAUGGGCACCAGGAAGGUCCUCCUGCAGACUCCAAGAAAGAGAUUCUGAGCACCACGAUGGUGACCGUGCAGCAGCCACUGGAACUGAACGGGGAGGAUGAGCUGGUGUUUACACUGGUGGAGGAGCUGACCAUCAGUGGGGUGCUUGACAGUGGCCGCCCCACCAGCAUCAUCAGCUUCAACAGCGACUGCUCCGUACAGGCCCUGGCCUCAGGCUCCCGGCCUGUCAGCAUCAUCAGCAGCAUCAGUGAAGACCUGGAAUGUUACUCCAGCAUGGCCCCCGUCUCGGAGGUGAGCAUCACGCAGUUCCUGCCGCUCCCCAAGCUGGGCCUGGAUGAGAAGACGCGGGAAGCAGGCAGCCGGCGUUCUUCCAUCAGUUCCUGGCUAAGCGAGAUGAGCACAGGCAGCGAUGGUGAGCAGUCUUGCCACAGCUUCAUAGCGCAGACAUGCUUCGGGCAUGGGGAAGCCAUGGCAGAACCCCCAGUCACGGAAUUCGUCAACACCAUCCAGAACACCGCUGUGGUAUGCAGAGAGAAGCCCGAGGUGGGCCCUGACAAUCUACUCAUCUUGUCUGAGACAGGGGAAGAAUCUGUCAACAAAGCCACUCCCAUCAAAGGCUGCAAAAUCUCCACCCUGGGCAAGGCCAUGGUCACCAUCUCCAACACGGCCAACCUGAGCAGCUGUGAAGGCUACAUCCCCAUGAAGACCAAUAUCACGGUCUACCCCUGCAUUGCCAUGAGCCCCCGAAAUGUGCAAGAGUCUGAGUCCUCCAUUGCCACCCCAAAGGAAGCCCCCAAAACAGCUCAGUCCCAGGAAAGCAAGGAAGCCAAUGCAAGGAGAGAGAUGAAGUUUGAGGAUCCCUGGCUAAAACGAGAAGAAGAGGUAAAAAAGGAGAGCGUUUACCCGGGUGAGGAAGGGGUGAGGGGCGAGGCCGUCACAAGCUCCCUGACGACUGAAGGUAAGUCAGAACAGGAGCCGAAUGGCAGGCCCAGCUCCAGUGACAGGCUCAGCAGCAGCAGCGGAGAGGCAUCCACCUUGCAGGUGACUGACAACAUCAGGAGAGUUGUAGAUGGCUGUGAGAUGGCCCUGCCUGGCCUGGGGACCCAAAGUCCCAUCCAUUCCAACAAAAACCUCAAGUCAAGCAGCCUCCCAAGGGCAUUUCAGAAAGCUGACAGGCAUGAGGCGUUGGACAGCUUCUACCAUUGCCUGGCGGACAGCAAUGGCUUCAGCGGGGCUCUGGGUAUCCAGUCCUCGAAGACAACACUGGAGAGGAAGGUAGCAUCACCCAAGCAUUGUGUCUUGGCACGGCCCAAAGGGACACCGCCUCUGCCUCCUGUCCGCAAAUCUAGCUUGGAUCAGAAGAACAGGGCCAGCCCUCAACACAGUGGCAGCAGCAGCAGCAGCACCGGCAGCCCACUGAACCAGCCGGCUACCUUCUUGGCUGGCUUCCCUGAUGAGUCCAACAGCAAGACCAAGGAUGCCAGUAGCAGCAGUAAGCUCUUCAGCGCCAAGCUGGAGCAGCUGGCCAGCAGAACCAACUCUCUUGGCAGGACAACAGUCAGCCACUAUGAAUGCUUGUCCCUGGAAAGAGCGGAAAGUCUGUCAUCCGUGAGCUCCCGCAUGCAUGUGGGCAAAGAUAGUACCAUGCCUCGCACUGGCAGGAGCUUGGGUCGCAGUACAGGGGCCUCACCACCCAGCUGUGGCAUCACCCAGCCUGCAGGGGCCUCUCCCAAGGCCAGCCAGUCUAAGAUCUCGGCAGUGAGCAAGCUCCUGCUGGCCAGUCCCAAAUCCCGCAGCCUGUCCACCUCAACCACCAAAACCCUCAGCUUCUCUACCAAGUCCCUGCCACAGUCUGUGGGCCAGAGCUCCAACCUGCCACCCAGUGGGAAGCACAUGUCCUGGUCCACACAGUCGCUCAGCAGAAACCGGGGCUCUGGGCUGGCUUCCAAACUGCCCCUGAGAGCCGUCAAUGGGCGCAUUUCCGAGCUGCUGCAGGGCAGUGCGGGCCCGAGGGGCGCACAGCUGCGGGCAGAGGCAGAGGAGCCCAGUGGCGUUCCCGCGGAGGACAAGCCUGCAGCUGCCCACCUUCUGCCCUCACCCUACAGCAAGAUCACCCCUCCCCGGAAGCCUCACCGCUGCAGCAGCGGGCAUGGCAGUGACAACAGCAGCGUCCUGAGCGGGGAGCUGCCGCCUGCCAUGGGGAAGACGGCCUUGUUCUACCACAGCGGCGGCAGCAGUGGCUAUGAGAGUAUGAUACGGGACAGCGAGGCCACCGGCAGCGCAUCCUCCGCCCAGGACUCCAUGAGUGAGAACAGCAGCUCCGUCGGAGGGAGGUGCAGGAGCCUCAAGACCCCAAAGAAGCGAUCCAAUUCAGGUUCUCAGAGGCGAAGGCUCAUUCCGGCGUUGUCCCUCGACACCCCAUCACCUAUGAGAAAAACUGCCAGCAGCACAGGGGUCCGCUGGGUGGACGGCCCCCUGAGGAGCACCCAGAGGGGGCUUGGGGAACCUUUUGAGAUUAAAGUCUAUGAAAUUGAUGAUGUGGAGCGACUUCAGCGACGCAGAGGGGGCGCCAGCAAGGAGGUCAUGUGCUUCAACGCCAAGCUGAAAAUCCUGGAGCAUCGGCAGCAGAGAAUCGCUGAGGUCCGAGCCAAGUACGAGUGGCUGAUGAAGGAGCUGGAAGCAACCAAACAGUACCUGAUGCUGGACCCCAACAAGUGGCUUCGUGAAUUUGACUUGGAGCAAGUCCUGCAGCUGGAUUCCCUGGAAUACCUGGAGGCGCUAGAGGGCGUGACAGAGCGCCUGGAGAGCCGUGUCAACUUCUGCAAGGCCCAUCUCAUGAUGAUCACCUGCUUUGACAUCACCUCCCGGCGCCGAUAAGGACCAGCAGGCUCCAGGCCGUCAGUCCCUCGCUCCCUGGGACUUCAGCAGGACACCACCCUCCCAGGCCCUCUGUGCUGGCAACGCUCAAGACACUAGGAUGCGGAUGAAGGUUGGUGGCAAGUCUGGAGUGAGCGAGGAGCGAAAGGCGAUGUUUCCUUUGUUUUCUGUAGGGAAGAAAGGUAAAGACACCAACACGUGGAAGGAGGAAGUGAUGGGAAAACCCAUGGGACUGAGAAAGCACUUGGAGGAACCUUGAGGAACUCUGUACAUAAGGACUGCUAGCCAAGAGAUCCUUACCUUGCAGUCGUGAGGACGGGGAGGGUGACGCGGGAUUGCCAUUGAAAGCAGAACACCACCAAGACGACCCAGAAUGAUGGAUUAAGUGCCUUGCAAAUCUUUAUGAUUAUCCAAACAUUUGUGUUCGUUCUUUCUUGUGUCCAGAUGGUGCUAGUCAAGGAGAAAUCAACAAAACCCGAAAACUCAACCCAGUUUUUGAAAUGCAUUUGCAGCUUGUUUUCUCUUGGUUCUGACUUUGCUGUUUGUUCCCAAGAAGUUGUGUUUGUUGUGCUUUUUCCUAAUCAGUGUUGCAGCUGAAUAAAUGUUAACUGUCUUUCAUGGUUGUUCCGGAAGGCCACUCAGAACAUGGAGACUCCAUUGGCAUGAGCCAGUGUGUUUCCCAGGGAGGUUUAGGAGGGCAGGGGACAGAAGCCGCCACCUUCCAUGAACAGCAGGUCAGCCAACAGCUCCAGGGUCGGGUAUGGAAUGGGUGCGCAUGAGCAUUAGUGAUGAGGAGGGAUGUCUUUAAGGGGAAGGGUACAGGGUGGCCUGUUCUUGUUUGUUUCAUGUAUUCAUGGCCCUCAAAACAAGUUCAUGCUCCUUUCUAGUCCAAAGCCUGUGGAUGGAAAGCUUGGACAACUUGAGCAGAACCUGUUUCUUUGUCUUCAUGUAAUAUGAUGUCAGUUACACAGAGUGGAGGUUUUCUGCGUUGAGACUCUCUUGGGCUUACAUGGGUUCGGGGACUUGACAUUCAUUUAGAAAAAGGAAGUUUGGGGUUGGGGUUGCACAGCUUUUUGUCACCCAGAAUCCUGUCUACUAGCAAGAGAUUAGCUCUCGUCUAUCCUAAAGCCACUGUAGCUUGUCCCUGUGGCCUUGGUGUCCUGAGGCACUGAGAGGAACCACAUCUCUAAAUUCUAGGACCCCAGAUGUGUAGGUCAGAGCUGAAUGAAUGGGGAGACCUAGAUCUUGCUCCCCAUUAAAACUGAGGACUUCGUUCUCAAAUUAUUCCCCUUCCUUCAGGGUCGUUGGACCAUGUUAGGGAUAUAGGGCUGACACAUGCAACAGCCAGGCAUUGGCUGACCAUAGGCUGCUGGAACAAUGGAGCCUCCCAAGGAAACCAAGAAUUCUCUCUCCCGGAGCCUACGCAGCCUGCCUGUGUAUAUACAUGCUUAGGGGUUUUGGAAAGAGGACUUUGCAUCCACGCCCUACCACUAACCAACUCCUUGAACCCAGAUGCUCCCCAAAGAGAAAGAACUUUGAAUUUCUGGACCAGCCCUUUCUCUGGACACAUGUAUCCCAGCGCAGCAUGGUAUGUGGCCAGCAGAACGCACCACAUAGAAGCCGUGGUCAUACGAGUGCCAUCGCACCUGAUCCUUUACCCAGAACAUGGCUCAGAGGAGACCACCAGCUUGACUGUCCUAGAGGUCAGCCCUGUGGAUCGAAAGCCUGCCCCAUGGGUCACAGGUACCGCUUAACACAUUCCUAAGAGCUGACUCUUAUGAAGAGGGAUCCCAAGCUGCUUGAAUGGUCUGAGCUGUGGAAUAGCACAUUCCCUCCCCCUCCCCAUCUCCUGGGGAAACAGGGCCUCCCCACAUCUUCCACAGCUCCUCCCCCGCACCAUUCUCCAGGAGUCCUGGGCUCAGGGCCGAGCUCAGCCUCACAACACAUGUGUGCAUGGGCCUGCUUAACAGCAAUGUUCUUGGAAGCUUCUGGACUCAUAGAGAUGCCAAUACUAUGAACAUCUGUUUUGAUUGCUGGCUUCAAAUAUACUUCUGUGUUUUGUUUUUUCAUGAAAGGCCUUGGUUUGGGAACGAUUUUAAAAGUGAGCAUGUCUGGAUUUCUUUUCCCUUCUCCAGAGCAGAUUCAUUUGAUUAGUAAUCUAUGAGCUUGGCUUUAGUCUCCGCUUCCUUUUCCCUCAACCCUGAGGUCACCAGGCCUCGGGGAAUGCUUUAGCAGGCCACCAACAGAGCCCAGUGCCUUUGCUGGAGUGAGACCAUGCUGACUCAUCCAUAGAGAGCAGACUCUCAGUCAGCAGGUUCUCUUGGGGGGAGAGGCCCUCAGCUACCUCCCAUGGAGACCUGUUUGGAUACAUUCCAAGCAACUUCAUGCUACAGUACUGGUGGCUUGGCAGUGUCCCUAGGGUUCUUUCACCAAGCCAGGUAAGCCUCCUAGGAGGCCACAUCCACAGGGCAGGGCAUCCUCUGGGAUCUACCAGGGUGUGGUGCAGGGAGACAUUGUGUGAAAUAAUGUGUAUCUCUUGUUUAUUCUCAUAUCCUGUUCCCGUCCAAAGUAUACUGUGAACAUCUCAAUCUACUGCAUUGCAUUAUCUUAACUGAUAACUUGUGGAGAACCCCUGCCUCCCAUGAUGCACCUGCUUUCCCACCCUGCCUAUGAGCUGCCUGUGGGAAUGCAAAUCUUUAGGCACGCAAAGAAGUAGGCCCACCCUCUGAAGCCAGUGCCGCUGGGAGGUGGCUCCAGGGUUGGUUUGGAGACCAAAGGGAGGGGACAAGAAGGCAAAGAGGAUGUCAAGAAACUCACUUCUAUUUCAUUAUCUGCCCAUAGAAGGGCAGGGAUUGUCCCUUUAAAAUGAAUAUUUAGGCACAUAGGCCUUCCUUAAAUUCUGUCCAUCGCCCCCACCUCCACCCCAGCUCUAGCCCUACUUCAACGAAUUUAAUGUGAGGUAGAAGCAUUUGCAGCCAGGUAAAACUGAAAGAAAAAAAUAAAACGAAAUAUCUGAGUAAAAAUCUGAGACAGGGGCAUCAUUCUCCCAGGAGGAAACCACCACUUAGUUCAUCUCACCUGGGGCUGGGGAGGGGUGCUGCUGCUCCCAGGGAGCCUGCCUUGCUGCUUUGUCUUAGCUUUCAAGGCUCCCCUCAGAGCUGGAGGCUUUGAUCUCCUCCUUGAACCCUCCUGGACACCCCAGGAAGCCGUCUCUCACUUUCAUCUCGGCAGAGUUGAAACUGGCACAUGUGAUUUCAACUCCGAUUGCUGUUCUGAACACGAGGAAUGUACAAGGCAAAUGCAGAGGUGGGUCCCCUAGUGACGCAGCAGUGACCCCGAGCGAACGAUGACCUCCAAGCUGGAGAAGGGCUCCUGAGCUAGAGACUGGGGCGAAGACCACCAUACACAGCCCCAGGAAAGAGGCAGGGAGUGGGCAGCAGAAACGUUCAACAGGCAGGAUCCAGGUCCCGUUUGUCAGGACUCAGCCUUGUGUCCAGGAAGGAGCACUCAGACUGUGCAGGGAGCCGCUUCAAAAGGACCUAUGCACUCAGGGAGUGCUUAAUUUCCAUCCAAGCCAGAAAAGCAUCUGGGCAGGGACCCCAGGUCCCUAGGGAGCAGCCACUUUCUCUGGCCUUCAGAGUCUCUUGCUGCUCAUUAAUUUGGGUUCAUUCCCAUGCCUCCCUGGUAGUAGAUCUGUAUUUACUGUCUGACCUUGACUUCCCGAUAGCAAAGGUGGGGAUGGCAAGAGCCCACAAUUUGCACAGUGCAAACAUGGCCUUUGCGGAUCCAUAAUUGAGCCGUGAGCCUGAAGUGACUGCUUUUUGGGGUUCCUUAUUCCAUCAAGAAUUCUGGUCUGUAAAAGAAAUUACUAAAAACGAGUUCCUUCCAGAAUUGAGAACAGAUUUCCCGAAUGUUGUUCUUUCCUUGGACAUAAUGCAAAAACAUUUCCUCCUUUUUAGGGGAGUUUAUCUUUGAAACCCAAAGCCAGGGCCCAUUAGAAACAGGUUGAAAACCCUGUGUUCUAGGAGUAGAAGCUGACAAAGCCAUCCACGGCUACUGUCCCUGGAACGUCCCUGCCACCGCCACUGCCUAGCAGCUUGGCCCAGCUUUCCACGUUGAAAGAAUUGUCCUCAGUGCUAACACAGGAGGGACAGCCCCACAAUGGGAGAGGUCGGCCCCGCUUGCUGGACUCCAUGCCAAGCUAAACUGCGGAGGACAAGUUUCACAGACAUGAUUGGUGAAUGGGUAGAUUUUUUUCUAUUUUUUUUUUUUGAAGUGAUAGAAACACAGCGUUCUUUUACAUCCCACAGAAUACCUCUCUCGUCUUCUGAACAAUAUCUGUAACCACUUUACGGCUUUACAAAGCCGUUCGUAAAACAAUUACAAACUGUAUCCUUUAGCCAUCUUCCUGGUUUGUCCGACAGAACAUAUUUCAAAAUAACGUUCUGUGUUAUUUCCAUAAGAAUAAAAGCAGAAUUCUAACCCAGGAAACUCUCUUAAAUCCUAUAUAUUCUCUCAAAAAAAAAAAGAGCUCUUUUGAAAAUUCCUAUGAGUUAUUUAUCCAUCUCUAAACAAACACAUUCUACUUGGGGUGUGGGUGGGGAAACCUAUACAAAUCCUGAGCUGAUGUCACAGUGUUGGACACAGUGUGGCACUGUGGGUAGGUUGCAAGCCUAACAUACAGCAAUUUCCGGUGUCACAGUUGUGGGAGUGAGCGUUCGGAUCCCAGAGUCACGCAUUCGUUUUAUGUACACUUAGAGUGGCCUUCCCCGGAGGAGUGGUCCUGUCUCUGCUCGCCACACUGCCAGCCUCCUGCACUGCCAGGAUUGAUUUGCAGCGACAUCAUUCUUGGUUUGUCGCCUCAGAAUUAUCCAUAGUACUACUCGUGUUUCUGGAUCUAUGUACGCAUCCCGGUCAAGAACGCCCUCCGUGUGUUCUGAGUUGGAGCGUGUGCUUGCUCAGUCUGUGUUUGUCUUCUUCUGUUUUUUUUUUUUUUUUAACUUCAGCAAAGUCUAUUAGCAGAGACAUGGGGCAGGGAAGGGCCAGAGGUGGGAUCUCCUCCUCCAAGCGCAGAGCUUUGCUUGGCUGUCUCUCUAGUAAGCAGCCGAAGGGACUGAGACCAAGUUCUUCCUUUCAAGCUGGCGUGGUGAUGAAAUUGGAAAACAGGUUCCAUGGGCCUCAGUAGCAGAGGAUCCAGCAGCCUCCUCCAACUGGGUCCCCACACAGCUCCUGAGGAAAGUGCUGACAGUAUUGUUUUACUCAUCCCCGAGAUCCCCCAAGAGGUCCUCGCCUUGGAUAGAUGUUGUAACGAUCUAUUUGUUAAAGAAACCAAAGCACUUUAGUGAGUCUUACAACCCAUAAAACUUACGGCAUGUGUCCCCUCGCUGGAUCUCUGAAAGGCAGAGAGGGGCUUGGGCCAGUAGUCUCAUUUGAGAGGCAGCUAGAACUGGGAGGAAAAGCAUGGAGCUAGGAGGUGGGGAGCCAGGGCCAUCACUAGCCAUAAACCUUGGGUAGGUUGCUGCAUUUUGCUGGGCCUUGGGUCCCCCUGUAUUAGACAGUGUGUGGGGGAGUCAUAAAAGCUGCCCUCCUGGGAUAGAUGGGAAGGAAAGGGAUGGUGUAGCUGGUGGCACAUGGUUUGGAAGCUCUCCCCAGCGUGGGGAAGGACCAUAUAUAGAUGAAGAAUAUGACAUCCACAGUCACUAACUGGCCCGGGUCACAGAAGGGGCUCACAGCAGACCUGGGACAAGAGCCCAGACACCUGGACUCUCUCUGUUAGACCACCUUGCACCCAGAGUAUGUGAGUGAACACACACUGCUCCUCUGUGCCAGUACGUGGACAUAUGGGUGUGUCUGUACAGAGAGCAUGUAACACAGAUGAGGGGCCUAAGACAAACACCCCGAGUCUAAUUCCGUUGUCAACAGUAGACUUACCUAUGGCCUGGGACACACAAGCAACUCCUCCGGAACUCGGAUUUUCUAGGUUGUAAAAUGAGGACAUUGUGGUCCAGGAUCUUUGCCGUUCUUCCAGCUCUAGCUGUGAGAGGCCACAUGAGUGAUGUAUGUAUGUAUAUAUCAAUAUGCUUAUCUGUAGAAAUGGGCCCAUUGGGGAAUUGGAGACAAGGCCUGCCCAAGUGCAUUGCUUGUAUCAGAAUUGGCAACGUCACAAGACCAUGCGCCUUCAUUUUAAGUCAGAUGUUUCAAAGUCACUGUUUUAACUGGGUAGAGGAUUGGUGCUGUUUUAAAAAUUAAGUUCUUAGCUCUCGAGUGUUUGCUGUUAAUUUUUCAAACACAGUCAUUUUUUCAAUAGUCGAAAUUUUAACUCCGCUGCCUUGGGCAGGUCCCCAGCAGUCUGUUUGCAGGCUGGGUUUUGUGUAUGGGCUUUUACAUAACUAUAUAAAAGUUAGCUGUUGGCUUGAUCAUGGUAAAUAUGAACAGAUUGUCUGGAGAGCAGUCCAGAAAAGAAUUGAAUUCUAUAGUUCUCAUCAGCUGGUGACACGAAACAAUUAAGCUAUGUGCGAUUUCCUGGUGUGAAGAUGUUGUUUGCUGGCUACGGUCUCUGACUUUGUGGCAUAUGAGGUAUAAAAUGUUGUAAAAAAAAUCUGGUGUUUAAAAGAAUCAAACUAUGGUGGCAUUAAAUGUUCACUUUUAUUCUCCCCAGA